AUGAGCCAAUUCCGCCUCUUCCCCCCUCUCACCCCAACAUCAUCAACCAAAGACAACCUCCCCUCUCGAGGAGGCAGAAAAGUCCUAGUCGACAAUACCUCCCAAUCCACACCAACUCUCCUCGAAGACCUCAAGGGCUCCCGGAAAACAGACGCCGUGCUUCGCCAGAUCAGGGAGAAUGCAAAAGCCAUCCAGCCACCAAAGCCACCGCCAAAGGCGCAUGUGACCAAGCCUGCUUCGAAGCUAUCUGAUAGACUGCGCGGUGGAGGUCGAGGGGAUGGGGAUGAGGAGAGACAGGAACAGGAACAGGAGCCGGAGCGAGUGGCUUUGUCUAGUUCGAGUACGCUUGUGGAGAAUCGGGCUCCGGGGAGAUUCUCUGCGUUCAGUAUUCCUAUUAGAUCGAUCUUUCCGCGGUAUAAUCCGAAUCUGCCUCUCAAUAGGCAGGAAUAUUAUCCUCAGUUAUCAAGCAGCAACUCAAGGUCCCGGCAGAAACCAAAAGGUCUGGUUCUUUCACCAGAGCCGGAUAUCGACCGUGCCCUAGGACCAAAGACUGUACCGGCAAGUGUGAUGGACUUCCCACCGGGUCUUCUCGACUCUGUCGAGGUACAAUAUUCCUCUGCGGCGGAACUCCAAGGUCUCUGGGAGGCUGCCAACGGCCAACGACCAGAGAAUCACACAGCAAGUUUCAACCUGCGCCUUACACGAACCGACCCAACAACAUUCUCAUUCGGGUCCCCCCAACACCAACACCCUUUCUACACUCUCCGACUCACCACCCCCACCGAACUAACAAUCUCCCGAACAAACCCCUCCAAACCAACAAACAGCAUCCCAAUCAUGACCCUAACCCUCGAAAACCGCACCCGUCGCGAACCCCCAAGCGACGGCCUCGUUUCAAUCAUUUCCUCUCGUCUAGCAGCAAUGCUCGCCAUCGAGCAGAUCGACGAACUCGUGAAACAGCAGCAUUUAACGCCCUCAGAAGCGCUAGAGGCAGAAAGGAAAGCGCUUAAACGCGCGGAGGAGCAGGAAUCUUGUCGUUUGGCGUGGAAUCAUGAUCUUCGGUUAUACACGCUCGAACACCCGUCAUUCUCGAAGCCGAGGACACCUGCCCUCGUGGGUGCAGCCAAUAUUCCGCUUUCUCCUGUACGGUCGAAGGGCCCUGGUGCUGUACACAUUACUGUCUCAUCACCAUCAUCAAACAAUAACAAUCCUCAACCCCAAUCCCAAUCCCAAUCCCAACCUCAACCACCAACAAUCCUAGUGACAACACCCACACCCUCAAACUCCACAUCAACAGAAUCCGCCCGCCUCGCACCAACACCACGAACCUCGACCCUCCCCCUCACAGACUCCAACGACCCAUUAGCAUCCCUAGAUCUCUCUACCAAAACACUGCGUAUAUCCUCGGGAGCAGUUAUCGCGACAAUUCCAUCGCUGUACGCGAUUGACUCUGUGGUUGCGGGGAUUCUUGCCGUCGCUGUUGCGGAUGAGGGGAGUAGAGGCGUGCUUAUGGGCAUGGAGAUGAGGAUGGGGAUUGGGACUUGUCAAAGUCAAAGUGAAAAUGCAGGGCUGGAGUUAGUUUCGACGGCUGCGGAGAGGGAGGAUGCGAUGUUGGGGAGUGAUCUUGUGGGGAGGGUUAAAUCGGGUCCUAACCCUGGCACUGUUGACGACAAUGACAACGAUAAGCGAGAACCCAGCAGCGAUACUCCCAAGCCCUCCUUCUGGAACUGGCUUCGCAAACCCCAACCCCGAGAAUCGAAACCAAAGAAACAAAAGAACAAAAAAAUCGUAAUCGAAGAAUUCGACCUCGAAAAGUACGGCCGGUAUGGACCUAGUUCCUCACGGGAGGGAGAGAAACUACCCUCCAUCGCACGGGGAGUGUUGAGGGUAUUGUUCUGGGGGUUAAAUCUAGUGGUUAAACUGCUCACGGCGAUGGUCAAGGUGCUGGCUUGGGUAUUGGUCAAUCUGACGAGGUGUGUUACUAGUGAACGGUUUUGA
Aspergillus glaucus CBS 516.65 is the source of this 1998-nucleotide messenger RNA. RefSeq lists its product as uncharacterized. The record is from RefSeq and is a predicted model, not a curated record. The transcript has 2 exons. NCBI's taxonomy places the organism in Eukaryota, Fungi, Ascomycota, Eurotiomycetes, Eurotiales, Aspergillaceae. The coding region runs from base 1 to 1998 and encodes 665 amino acids.